Messenger RNA from Xiphophorus hellerii (green swordtail), 3777 nucleotides. RefSeq names its product diphthamide biosynthesis 1 (gene dph1). The transcript is spliced from 13 exons. NCBI's taxonomy places the organism in Eukaryota, Metazoa, Chordata, Actinopteri, Cyprinodontiformes, Poeciliidae. The coding region runs from base 58 to 1356 and encodes 432 amino acids. Gene Ontology annotation, biological process: protein histidyl modification to diphthamide. Gene Ontology annotation, molecular function: 2-(3-amino-3-carboxypropyl)histidine synthase activity. The record is from RefSeq and is a predicted model, not a curated record.
AGCGAUUGGAUUCGCCUUUCUGUCGCUCACGUGCUUCUUGUUUGGAAGUGAGCAAACAUGGCUGCGCCCGCAACCGAAGUGGAGGUAGUUCCCGUCAAAAAGCCUGCAGCGCGGGGCCCUCGGCGGGUAGCCAAUCAAAUCCCAGAUGAAAUCCUCCAAGACCCUGAGCUACAGGAAGCCAUCAAAGUCCUGCCGUCAAAUUACAACUUUGAGAUCCACAAGACCGUUUGGAGAGUGAGACAAGCAAAAGCGAAGAGAGUCGCUUUGCAGCUUCCGGAGGGCCUGCAGAUGUUUGCUUGUGCCAUCGCCGACAUCAUAGAGAGAUUCACGGAGGCGGACACCAUCAUAAUGGGGGACGUGACGUACGGCGCCUGCUGCGUGGACGACUUCACUGCCCGUGCCCUGGGAGCAGAUUUCAUGGUUCACUAUGGCCACAGCUGUCUGAUCCCCAUAGACUCCACCGCGGGGAUCAAGAUGCUGUAUGUGUUUGUGGAUAUCCAGAUGGACAAUGCACACUUCCUGGACACAGUGAAGUUCAACUUCAGUCCUGGACAAUCCCUGGCACUUGUCAGCACCAUUCAGUUUGUUGCAGCAUUGCAGGCUGUGAGUGCAGCCCUGAGGCCAGAGUAUGAUGUGCUUGUCCCCCAGUGUCGGCCUCUGUCACCGGGAGAAAUUCUAGGCUGCACCUCUCCACGCUUGGACUGCCACGUCGAUGCCAUAAUUUAUCUUGGAGAUGGAAGAUUUCACUUGGAGUCGAUCAUGAUCGCAAACCCAGACAUUCCCGCCUACAGAUAUGACCCCUACAGCAAGGUGUUCUCCAGGGAGUACUAUGAUCACAAGGCCAUGCAAGCCACCAGGCUGCAGGCCAUCGACCAGGCUCGGCUGGCCCAGAGAUGGGGUCUGAUCUUGGGCACGCUGGGCCGACAGGGCAGUCCCAAAGUCCUGGAGCACCUGGAGUCAAAGCUCGAAUCUCUGGGCAAGUCCUUCACUCGAGUGCUGCUCUCUGAGGUCUUCCCCAGCAAGCUGGAUCUGAUUACAGAUGUAGAUGCGUGGGUCCAGAUCGCCUGCCCACGCCUCUCCAUCGACUGGGGAACAGCCUUCUCCAAACCCCUGCUGUCUCCGUAUGAGGCGGCUGUUGCUCUGCAGGAAGUAGGCUGGAAGGAAGUGUAUCCCAUGGACUUCUAUUCCAAUCAGAGCUUGGGGCCGUGGGCACCCAACCACCCUGAAAACCAGCCGGCUCGGCCCGCUCGGAGACACGCCCAGAAACAAGGCACCGAGCCAGCCCUUCCCUCCAAGACGUGCGAGCGGAGUCGGGGCGCCCCCUGCAGAUGUGAAGAGGGAGCGACAGCCUCGUGACCGCUGCUGUCUGUGAUUCAUCUCAUGCCUGCCUCUUUUUACAGAGAGAAAGAGGUCAGAGGGGAGGGAGGAGAGGACGGGGAGGUAGAGCGGACCUGACGAGAAGCAAAGAGAGAAGAGUUUUUAUCCUCAUUAGCAGGAUUAGCAGCAAGAUCUAAUCCCUAAUCACAUCCCAGCAGAUCAAACAAACUCACAUUUUGACUGUAUGCCUUUUUCUUUUUAAUGUGAGGGGUUCUUUCUCAUAAAGGAGGUGUUUAUUUGCUUUAAAUCUACCUGCACUGCAGCCCCCACUCCUCCUCCUCACCUUUUCUUCAGCACAGACAUUUGUGACGGAGAGAAAGAACCGGGAGCCGACCUUGAGCGGCGCGGUAUGGAAAGCCUGUUGACGUGGGCGUCUUCAGUCAAACGCGGCCCGUUUUGUCAGAAAGCGCUGCAAUUUGCCUGACAUUUCCCAUGCCACUCAGACGGUUUUCUUUGUUUGUUUGUUUGUUUUUUAGUGGGGAGGCACUUCUGCGGACAUACGGGCAGAAAAAUAUCAACGUUGUCUGGCUCGCUUUACCCUCUCCCAUUUUCAGAACAAUUAAUCAGAUAUCGAACCCUGUGAGGUUGUUUUAAAACGCAGCGCGCUUGUUUACGAAGCCAAGUCCUGCGAGUUCCUAGAUGUGAGCCGGAGCUAGUCACGACUGCUCUCCAUCCUCAUUAUUUAUUAAUGUUGGACCCUGUCGAUAAAUAAAUAUAAAAAGAAGAAAAUGAAAAAAAAAAACAACCCCACUAUAUUGCUGUUUUCCUGCAGCAGUAACUGAUUGACAGUAGCCGGCUGCGGCCUCGGAGGAAGAAGUUGUGAAACUUCCCUCACAUCACUGGCUUCUGUCUCAGGUGUAUAGAGUUGUCUUUUGGGGUUUAUGCGGCUACAGCUACUAGCAGGCUUCUCUUGUCAUAUUCAUCAUCUGUUCUCCUCGGCAACAAAAAGUCAGCGUGAUGCAAUUCUCCCGCCAGUUAUCAAUAUUUCUCAUGAUGUGCAUCCUCCCCUCCUCCCCUGCUAGUGGCGGAUAUUUUAAAGCGCUUUGUACUCCCCAUCGCAGACUCUGUGAUCCUCAGUGGAGGGGUCAGGAAUAAAUUAUUGACCAGCAGAGUGCUCUCUCUCUCUCUCUCUUAUUUUUUUUCUGUCUGUUAGCUGAUGUUUUAUUUAUUUUUUAGCAUAUUCUGUCAGGAAAAAGGAGUGAGUUUUUUUGUUUUUUUUAUAAAUCCUCUUUCCUCCCCCAUAUAAAGUGCUCUGCUUUUCAUCUGAAGUCGAAAUCAAUAAAAUAUAAACUGAUUUCUAAAUAUAACUUUUGUGAAACAAAUGUGUCAUUUAAAGGUCAAGUUUACUUAUUUUACUUUUAUAAACAUUUUGCAUUUGUACAACUUCUAGCUGCUUUCAACACAUUUUUUUAGGUGGAUUUGUUCAUGAGCAAAAAAAAAAAAAGAAAUAGUUUAGAGUUAUUAGUUUUUCAUUUCCCUCGUCCCACAGCGAUUUUAAACACCAAGCGUGAAAAUCUGCCAGAAUGUAAUUGUUGGAUGUAUCUGUUCCUCGCGUUGUUUCAUCAUGUGACACUUAGAAAUAUCAGAGUUAAUAUGUUUUGCACAUAGUUUGUUAUAAAAUUAGUUAUUGCCCUUGAGCUUCUUCACAUUUUGUUUUAAAGCGUCUUACAAAUAUAAAUCUGAUAAAUAAAGUUUAUCAGUAUAAAAUGUAUAUGAUUUAUUCAAAGAACCCAAGCUUCUAGCUGCAAAUGUGUCCCGUCUGUGUCUAAUUUAAUCCAGCUGUGCUGUGAAGGCCUCAGAUGUUUAUUAGAGAACAAAAAGCAUCAUGGAAGACGAGGAACACACCCUGCAGACUCAGGAUGAAGCUGUGGAGGAGUCUAAAGCAGAGUUAGGCUCAUAAAGCAAAAUUCCAGGCUUUGAACUUCUCACAGAGCACCGAGACUCUGUUUUAGGAUCAUGUUCAACUUGUCAUUUCACACUGUACUGUAAAACAGUUUGAAAACCUUUUAUUAGGGAUCCAAGUGAUCAGUUAAUGAGUUGAUCUAAAGUUGAUUGAGCUUAUCGAUCAGCUAACGACCCAGAUAGCAAAAGAUGUUCAUUCAAUGUUGAGUUAUGAUCACAAAGGUUGAUUUUUUUUUUUUUUUUCCCCGUUAAGGUCGAUGACUGAUGGUGGAUCAAACAUCAAUCAUCCAUUUCUAGUCAAUUACCCAAUGCUGAAAACUUGUCUUUAAAUCAAUUUUGUUUUGUGGUCGAAUUCUAAUGAUUGAAAUACCAACGUCUAAUCAAUUAUGGAUCAACAGCUUCCGACUGUCAGAACUUCAUUCUACUCUGAGCACUUUUUUAGGAAACACUGACCUUCGGUGUGCCGCAGAUGUAAAACACAAUUCAGGUAGUUAACAG